Arvicanthis niloticus (Nile rat) is the source of this 6161-nucleotide messenger RNA. RefSeq names its product lactase (gene Lct). Gene Ontology annotation, molecular function: beta-glucosidase activity. The record is from RefSeq and is a predicted model, not a curated record. Gene Ontology annotation, biological process: carbohydrate metabolic process. NCBI's taxonomy places the organism in Eukaryota, Metazoa, Chordata, Mammalia, Rodentia, Muridae.
CUUGAACAUGGAGCUGCCUUGGACAGCACUCUUCCUGAGUACCGUCCUCCUGGGUCUCUCAUGCCAGGGGAAUGACUGGGAAUCUGACAGAAAUUUUAUUUCAGCCGCUGGUCCUCUAACAAAUGACUUAGUGCGUAAUCUGAAUCAUCCUCUGGGAAAACAGGGCUCUGGUUUGGUAGCCGGUGACACCGACAUGUAUGUCUGCCAGCAGCCACUGCCCUCUUUCUUGCCUCAGUACUUCAGCAGUCUUCGGGCCAGCCAGGUUACCCACUACAAAGUACUUCUGUCAUGGGCACAACUUCUCCCAACAGGAAGCUCCAAGAAUCCAGACCAGGAAGCAGUGCAGUGCUACCGACAACUCCUCCAGUCCCUGAAGGAUGCCCAGCUUGAGCCCAUAGUGGUCCUGUGCCACCAGAUGCCACCCACCAGCAGCAGCAUCCAGAGAGACGGGGUCUUUGCUGACCUCUUUGCUGACUAUGCCACAUUGGCUUUUCAAUCCUUUGGGGACCUUGUUGAGAUCUGGUUCACCUUCAGUGACUUGGAGAGAGUGAUCCUGGAUCAUCCCCACCAGGAUUUGAAAGUUUCUGGUCUCCAAACCCUCAGCAAUGCCCACAGGAAAGCCUUUGACAUUUACCACAGAAAGUUCUCUUCUCAGGGGGGGAAGCUGUCUGUGGUGCUGAAGGCUGAAGACAUCCCCGAGCUUCUGCGAGACCCAUCCUUGGCUACUCUCAUCAAGGGCUCGGUGGAUUUCCUCUCUCUUGAUGUGUCUUAUGAAUGCCAAAGUGUGGCGACUCUACCACAGAAGCUGAGUGGAUUGCAGAACUUGGAGCCAAAAGUGAAAGUUUUCAUCUACACCCUAAAACUUCAGGACUGCCCACUGACCGGAAAGAGCCCCUCCUCACUGCUCUUCAGCCUCCUGGAAGCCAUAAAUAAAGACCAAGUCCAGACUGUUGGCUUUGACGUGAGUGCAUUCCUGAGCUGCACAUCCACUUCUGAGGAGAGCCCAUCUUGUUCUUUAACCGACAGCCUGGUUCUUCAGACCGUUGUGCCCUCGUUCCCUGGAUCGGCCUACCAGAGAGUCUGGGCAGCCUUUGCUAACCAGUCUAGGGAGGAAAGGGAUGCUUUCCUGCAAGAUGUGUUUCCAGAAGGAUUCCUCUGGGGUGUAUCCACAGGAGCCUUCAGUGUGGAAGGAGGCUGGGCCGAAGGUGGCAGAGGGCCGAGCAUCUGGGACCACUAUGGCAACCUGAAUGCUGCCGAGGACCAACUGACAGCAAAGGUGGCCAGUGACAGUUACCACAAACCAGCUUCUGAUGUCGCCCUCCUCCGGGGUCUCAGGGCUGAGGUGUACAAAUUUUCCAUCUCCUGGUCCCGCAUCUUCCCCACUGGGCAAAAGACCAGCCCCAACCUCCGAGGUGUCGCCUACUACAACAAACUGAUCAACGGCCUGCUGGACUCACACAUUCAGCCCAUGGCUACGCUGUUCCACUGGGAUCUGCCUCAGGCCCUGCAGGAGCAAGGCGGGUGGCAGAACGAGAGUGUGGUGGAUGCCUUCCUGGACUACGCAGCCUUCUGCUUCUCCACCUUUGGGGACCGUGUGAAGCUGUGGGUGACCUUCCAUGAGCCGUGGGUGAUCAGCUAUGCAGGCUAUGGCACUGGGCAGCACGCGCCAGCCAUCUCUGACCCAGGAGUGGCUUCUUUUCAGGUGGCUCACCUGAUCCUCAAGGCGCAUGCCAGAACUUGGCAUCACUACGACCUUCACCAUCGCCAAAAGCAGCAGGGUCGUGUGGGCAUUGUGCUCAAUUCAGACUGGGCGGAGCCUCUGGAUGGGAAGAGUCCCCAGGACCUCGCUGCUGCCGAGCGUUUCCUGCACUUCAUGCUGGGCUGGUUCGCACACCCCAUCUUUGUAGAUGGGGACUACCCCACUACCCUUCGGGCCCAGAUCCAGCACAUAAACCAGCAGUGUGGCCGUCCUCUGGCCCAACUCCCAGAGUUCACUGAAGCGGAAAAGCAGCUCCUGAAAGGCUCUGCGGAUUUCCUGGGUCUGUCUCAUUACACAUCCCGCCUCAUCAGCACCGCCAGGCAGCAGACCUGCAUCCCCAGCUAUGAUAACAUCGGAGGCUUCUCCCAGCAUAUAGACCCCGAGUGGCCCCAGACUGCAUCUCCCUGGAUCCGAGUGGUACCCUGGGGCAUAAGGAGGCUGCUUCGGUUCGCUUCCCUGGAAUACACGAAGGGAAGACUUCCAAUCUUCUUGGCUGGGAAUGGCAUGCCAGUGGGGGAAAGAGCGGAUCUCUUUGAUGAUGCAGUGAGAGUAAACUACUUCAACUUGUACAUCAACGAGGUGCUCAAAGCUGUCAAGGAGGAUUUGGUGGAUGUCCGUUCAUACAUUGCUCGUUCCCUCAUUGAUGGCUAUGAAGGACCCCUAGGCUACAGCCAGAGGUUUGGGCUAUACCACGUCAACUUCAACGACAGCAGCAGGCCACGGACGCCCAGGAAAUCUGCCUACUUCUUCACCAGCAUCAUUGAAAAGAACGGUUUUCUUGCCAAGAAAGUCAAAAGAAACCCACUUCCCUCAAGAGCAGACUUCACCUCCAGAGCCAGGGCGACCUUCAACUUUCCAUCUGAAGUGCCCUCCAAGGCUAAAAUAGUGUGGGAGAAGUUCUCCAAGCAGCCCAAGUUUGAAAGAGAUUUUUUCUAUCAUGGGACAUUCCGGGAUGACUUCCUGUGGGGCGUAUCCUCUUCAGCCUAUCAAAUCGAAGGAGGUUGGGAUGCUGAUGGCAAAGGCCCCAGCAUCUGGGAUAACUUCACCCACAGCCCGGAGACCACUGUGAAAAACAAUGAUACUGGAGAUAUAGCGUGUGACAGCUAUAAUCAACUGGAUGCCGACCUAAACAUGCUUCGAACCCUGAAGGUCAACUCCUAUCGAUUUUCCAUCUCCUGGCCUCGAAUUUUCCCAACAGGAAGAAACAGUUCCAUCAACAAACAAGGUGUUGAUUAUUACAACAGACUGAUUGACGGGUUGGUGGGGAGCAACAUCUUCCCCAUGGUGACACUGUUUCACUGGGACCUGCCCCAAGCCCUCCAGGAUAUUGGAGGUUGGGAGAACCCUUCUUUGAUUGAGUUGUUCGACAGCUAUGCAGACUUCUGUUUUAAGACCUUUGGUGACAGAGUCAAAUUCUGGAUGACCUUUAAUGAACCCUGGUGUCCAGUGGUGUUAGGCUACAGUUCAGGGGAGUUUCCUCCUAAUGUGCAGGAGCCGGGCUCGCUACCUUACAAGGUUAGCCAUGCAAUCAUUAAGGCACACGCUAGAGUCUACCAUACUUAUGAUGAGAAGUACAGGCCGCAGCAGAAGGGCGUCAUCUCACUGAGCCUCAACACUCACUGGGUGGAACCCAAGGACCCGGGGGUCCGAAGGGAUGUGGAAGCCGCUGACCGGAUGCUGCAGUUUAUCCUGGGCUGGUUUGCCCACCCAAUUUUUAAAAACGGGGAUUAUCCAGAUGCGAUGAAAUGGACGGUGGGCAACAGGAGUGAGCUGCAGCACCUGGCCAGCUCCCGCCUGCCCAGCUUCACAGAGGAAGAGAAGAAUUACAUCAGAGGCACAGCUGAUGUCUUCUGCGUCAACACGUACACAUCCGUACUCGCACAGCACGCCACUCCUAGGCUGAACCCACCCAGCUAUGAUAAUGACAUGCAGUUAAAGUCCACCAACAUGAACUCUGCAUCAUCGGUCUCCACGAUGCACCCAGACGUGCCCUGGGGCAUGAGGAGGCUGCUGAACUGGAUCAAGGAGGAAUAUGGCAACAUUCCCAUUUACAUCACUGAGAAUGGACAGGGGCUGGAAAACCCUACACUGGAUGACACGGAAAGGGUAUUCUACCACAAAACCUAUAUCAACGAGGCUCUGAAAGCUUACAGGCUGGACGGUGUGGACCUUCGAGGGUACUCUGCCUGGUCACUGAUGGACAACUUCGAGUGGCUGAAUGGCUACACCAUGAAAUUUGGAUUGUACCACGUUGACUUUGAUCAUGCGAGCAGACCUCGAACAGCGAGAGCCUCAGCCAGAUACUACACAGAGGUCAUUACCAACAAUGGCAUGCCCCUAGCCAAGGAGGAUGAGUUCCUGUAUGGAGAGUUUCCCAAGGGCUUCAUCUGGAGUGCAGCUUCUGCUUCCUAUCAGGUUGAAGGUGCAUGGAGAGCAGAUGGCAAAGGACUUAGUAUCUGGGACACGUUUUCCCACACACCGCUGAAGAUUGAGAAUGAUGACAAUGGGGACGUGGCAUGCGACAGUUACCACAAGAUUGCUGAGGAUGUGGUGGCCCUUCAGAACCUGGGCGUGUCCCACUACCGCUUCUCCAUCGCCUGGUCUAGAAUCCUCCCCGACGGAACCACCAACUUCAUCAACGAAGCAGGCCUCAACUACUAUGUUCGAUUCAUAGAUGCGCUGCUGGCUGCUGGCAUCACACCACAGGUGACCUUGUAUCACUGGGACCUGCCCCAGGCACUGCAAGACGUCGGGGGUUGGGAGAACGAGACAAUUGUGCAGCGGUUUAAGGAGUAUGCAAAUGUCCUCUUCCAGAGGCUGGGAGACAAGGUCAAGUUCUGGAUCACACUGAACGAGCCCUUUGUCAUUGCUGCCCAAGGCUAUGGCACUGGGGUGUCUGCUCCAGGGAUCUCUUUCAGGCCUGGCACAGCUCCAUACAUUGCUGGACACAACCUAAUAAAGGCUCACGCUGAGGCGUGGCAUCUCUACAAUGACACAUACCGUGUCAGCCAGGGAGGCGUGAUCUCCAUCACCAUCAGCAGCGACUGGGCAGAGCCUAGGGAUCCCUCCAAUCAGGAGGACGUGGAGGCAGCCAGGAGAUAUGUGCAGUUUAUGGGGGGCUGGUUUUCACACCCCAUCUUUAAAAAUGGAGAUUACCCAGAGGUGAUGAAGACACGGAUCCAUGACAGAAGCAUGGCGGCAGGCCUCAACAAGUCCAGGCUCCCUGAAUUUACAGAGAGUGAGAAGAUGAGGAUCAAGGGCACCUUUGACUUUUUUGGGUUCAACCACUACACCACUGUCCUAGCCUACAACCUCAACUACCCUCCUGCCAUCUCAUCCUUUGAUGCAGACAGGGGAGUCGCUUCCAUCGCAGACCGCUCUUGGCCAGUCUCUGGCUCCUUCUGGCUGAAGAUGACCCCUUUCGGCUUCCGGAGGAUCUUGAACUGGCUGAAGGAGGAGUACAACAACCCUCCAAUUUACGUCACAGAGAAUGGAGUGUCCAGACGAGGAGACCCAGAACUCAAUGACACUGACAGGAUCUACUAUCUCCGCAGCUACAUUAACGAAGCCCUCAAAGCUGUACAGGAUAAGGUGGAUCUUCGCGGGUACACGGUAUGGAGCGUCAUGGACAACUUUGAAUGGGCCACAGGCUACGCGGAGAGAUUUGGUGUGCACUUUGUGAAUCACUCUGACCCUUCUUUGCCAAGGAUCCCCAAGGCGUCAGCCAAGUUCUACGCCUCCGUAGUCCGCUGCAAUGGCUUUCCUGACCCUGCACAAGGACCUCAUCCUUGUCUCCAACAACCAGGAGAUGCUGAACCCACUGCCAGCCCUGUGAACUCAGAAGUGCCCUUCUUGGGGCUGAUGCUGGGCCCCGAAGAGGCACAGAUGGCGCUGUAUGUGCUCUUCGCUCUUUUGCUGCUUGGAGUCUGCUGCCUGGCAUUUCUGCUAUACAAAUACUGCAAGCGCUCCAAGCAAGGGAAAUCACAGCCAAGCCAGCACGAUCUGAGUCCGAUUUCUUCCUUCUGACAAGUCCCCAGGUUGCACAGAGUGGCCCGGUUUCUUUAAAUAGGCAUGCUAGCACCAGACUCCGGCCUGCAGUGGGCUUCUUCCUCGUGGCCUUGUGCACCUGUUGGAGGUAAUUUCCAUCUUGAAGCUUUUCAAGUUUCCAGUUGAAAUGAAAACACCUUUGGUACUGGAAGUUUUUCUGCGGACUCUGAGAAAGAAGCCUCUGCAAGGCGGCACCACUGUGGAUGCACAGAUGCUGCGCCGCCUAGUGGUUCUGUGUGCUCAUUGCAGUGUUUGAUGGUACACUCAAGAGCUCCUGCUUCCUCUAGGAAGAACCAGCUCUUGCCCCUCUAGCAGUUCUUUCCAUAAACCUGUGUAGAAUAAAACUGAAAAUAGA